AUGCCUGUCGACUUCACCCUUAGUACCACCGAAGAGCAGAUUCGCAAGACUGCGGCUGAAUUUGCCCAACAUGUACUCAGACCUGCACGAGCUGAGUAUGCAGUACAUUCGGAACAGCACAAGCGAUUUCAAGCUACUCGGUCGAUCUACAGCACAGCAGUGGCGGGCGGAAUGAUCAAGGGGCAGAUUUCCAAAAGCCUCGGUGGUGCCAGUGGGUCACUGCUUGAGGCUGCCAUUAUGGUUGAAGAGUGUUAUGCGGUGGAACCGAGCGCUUCUCUUACCAUCUUUGCGACGGGCUUAGGAUUGACACCUCUGAACCUGACGCAAAAGCCAGAACAUCGCGAGUUUCUGGAGCCCUUUUUAAGCAGUCAAGGGGCCCCGCUUGCUUCACUUGUAUUCAGCGAGCCAGGUGGAGUAGCUAAUUAUCUGGAAAAAGGCGCGGCCGGACUCAACACCACGGCUUACCGCGAGGGGGACGAGUGGAUCAUCAACGGGGAGAAGAUAUGGGCGACGAACAGCGCAGGCUGGGAGCUUAAGGGCGCUGAUUUAGCCUGCGUGGUCUGCCGCGACGUGUCUGCCACGCAUCAGCCGGAAGCGAACCCUGAAGACAGCGUUAUGAUCAUUCUGGUCACCCCCGCGGAUCUUGAACGGAGCGGCGAUGGAAGCUUCCAAGUCCUGCGCCAGGUUUCUACCCCCGGGCACACCUCUACUUCCGGACCUCAUAUCAAAUAUCGAAAUGUCCGCGUCCCUGCGAAGAAUGUUCUCUGUGCACCAGGGGAAGGUGCAGCGGUCGCCUCGGGCUCGUUCGAUUGCAGCGCCGUGCUCGUCGGUGCCAUGGCGGUCGGUUUGAUGCGUGCAGCUUUCGAUGCUGCCCUCUCCUUCGCCAAACGCGACUGCCGCGGAGGCAAGGUUCCCCUGCUGGAGCGGCAGGCUGUUGCCGACCUCCUCUCCGGUAUCAAAAUGCAGACGGAGGCGUGCCGAGCAUUGACAUGGAAAGCCGCUCACGCUUUGGAAAACGGGCCGGGCGAUUACAGCGCAAGGCGUGAGCUAGCGCUGGCAGCCAAGGUCUAUUGCAGCGAUGCCGCCGUCAAAGCUGUUACUGAUGCUAUCAACGCGGUUGGAGUAUCCGCCUAUGAUACCGAGCAGCCUUUUUCGGAGCUUCUCAACAACGCAAUGGUUCUUCCAAUUUUCGACGGGGGAAACGUGGGAAUCCGACGUCGACACAUGCAGCAGCUGAUGCUUUCCCCAAAUUAUGACGCUUGGGCAUCGACAUAUGGCCCUAGCCUGGGCUAA
Colletotrichum navitas is the source of this 1293-nucleotide messenger RNA. Its product is annotated as acyl-CoA dehydrogenase domain-containing protein. Bases 1 to 1293 code for a protein of 430 amino acids. NCBI's taxonomy places the organism in Eukaryota, Fungi, Ascomycota, Sordariomycetes, Glomerellales, Glomerellaceae. The transcript is spliced from 3 exons. Gene Ontology annotation, biological process: fatty acid beta-oxidation using acyl-CoA dehydrogenase; butyrate catabolic process. Gene Ontology annotation, molecular function: flavin adenine dinucleotide binding. The record is from RefSeq and is a predicted model, not a curated record.